UAACCAUGGCACGUUUAUUUUGAAGUAUUGUUUAUUUUCAAAUUUCAGAAGUUAUAGAUUGUGUGCAUACCUAGUAUCAAAAAUGAAAGUAAUAAUAAUUGUGGCAGCUGUUUUGGCUUUUACUGACGCCCAAAUUCCAUCCGAAACUUGCCCAGAAGUUUCUGUGGUACAGAACUUCAGUAUAUCAGAGUAUGCUGGGGUAUGGUACGAGCAACAAAAAUACCCAUUCAUUAUCGAGGUUUUAGGCCGAUGCAAUACAGCUGAAUACUCGCUGAAACCUGACGGUACUAUAAUGGUAACCAACCGGCAAGUCGGCAUUCUUACAGGCCAUCCAAUUUCAGUCGAUGGUACAGUGCAUCUGAAUUCUACUAGUGGUGAAGGAAAAAUGAUUGUCAAUCUGUUUUCAGUGGGAAAAGAUGUACCAUACUGGAUACUGGACACAGAUUAUAAGACAUACACAGUAGUAUGGUCUUGCAGAGAACUAUCUAUCAUUGGAGAAACUUUAACUGCAUGGAUUCUUACUCGGGAGAGGAAUCCACCAAAAGAAGUAAUCGAUAAGGCAAUUAGCGUUUUUGAAAAUCAAAACCUCUCAACAACUUCAUUGACCAAGACAGACCAACAGAAUUGUCCGCAAUUCUGAUUUAGCCAUUCAAAUGACAGCAUGUAAUAUAAUUUUCUACUAGGAGGAUUAUACCUAAGAUUCAACUCUCUGCAUUUUCAAUUAAGAAUACUCCUAAUCAAGUAUGUUCCCAACGUUAACCCCUGGUCGGACUCUACCAUAUUUAUAACCUAAAUACGAACUAUUUCU
Molecule: messenger RNA, 808 nt
Organism: Phaedon cochleariae (mustard beetle)
Lineage: Eukaryota; Metazoa; Arthropoda; Insecta; Coleoptera; Chrysomelidae
Source: the annotation of a GenBank genome assembly